AUGGAGCGCCAGCCGAUCCAACGCCGCCUCGACAGAACCCCAGUGCUGCCGACGUUCGUCAGGAACCAGCUCGUGAUUCUGGGUGCCGUGUCGCAUGAGGCUAGAGACCGCUCAGAACCCCCAGUGGAAUCGACGCGACUUCUCUGCAUACAACCGUUCGCUCGUCGCAUCGCUCCCGUCAACCGCCGUGGGGAGCUUUCUCUCGCUCGGAGCCCAUUCUCCCACGACUGCAGCAAAGCUGAACGUUUCGACGUCGAUCCGCCCGGCAGGAUGAACGGAGCCAAUGGCCACUAUGGCCAGCCAGCUCCGUGGCAGGAGCACAAGACUGCCGAUGGUCGUUCUUACUACUACAAUCCCAUUACCAAGGUCACGCAAUGGACCAAGCCCGAGGAGAUGAUGUCUUCGGCUGAGCGAGCCCUCGCCAACCAGCCCUGGAAGGAAUACACCGCCGAGGGUGGGCGCAAGUACUGGUACAACACCGAGACGAAGCAGAGCUCUUGGGAGAUGCCCGAAGCCUACAAACGAGCCCUCGGUCAAGACAGUGGCCCACCGACUCCCGCUGCCGCUGUGCCCAGCGGAGGGUAUUCGACCCCCUCGUACGACCAACCGCGCGAACGCGAGGUCUUCCCCGAGUCUCGUCAACUGACCUGCGGCAACGACCCUCGCGUGCAGGCCUUUGUGCCCGCAAGCAGCGAGCCUGAAUAUGCAAAUGCCGAAGAGGCCGAGGCCGCUUUCAUGAAGCUGUUGCGUCGUAGCGGCGUACAGCCGGACUGGACUUGGGAACAGGCCAUGCGUGCUACCAUCAGGGACCCGCAGUACCGCGCCAUCAAAGACCCCAAAGAUCGAAAGGUUGCCUUUGAGCACUAUUGCGAGGACAUGAUCAUUCAGGACAAGGAGCGCGCGAAGGAGCGACUCGCCAAGCUGCGCGCCGACUUUGCCACCAUGCUGAAGAGUCACCCUGAAAUCAAGCACUACACUCGCUGGAAGACGGCGCGUCCCAUCAUCGAGGGCGAGACCAUCUUCCGUUCCACCAACAACGAUGAAGAGCGCCAUCAGUUGUUUGAAGACUACAUCCUGGAGUUGAAGAAGGCCCACGUCGAAAGCCAGGCCAGCCUCCGCAAGAGUGCCAUGGACGGCCUCAUCGACUUGCUGCCGAAGCUCAGCUUGGAGCCUUACACCCGAUGGUCUGAAGCCCAGAGUACCAUUAAGUCUACUGCACCCUUCCAGCAGGAGGCAAAGUACAAGACUCUUAGCGACUUCGAUAUCCUAACCGCAUUCCAAAACCACGUCAAAUUGUUGGAGCGCAACUUUAACGAGGCCCGCCAGAACCAGAAGAACAAGAGGCGCCGCGUUGAGCGAAAGCAUCGUGAUGAGUUUGUGGCUUUGCUUCAGGAGCUUCGCAAGGACGGGCAAAUCAAGGCAGGCACCAAGUGGAAGGAGAUUCACCCUUUGAUCGAGAAUGACGAGCGCUACAAGCAGGCUUGCGGCCAGUCGGGCUCGACUCCCAUUGAUCUCUUUUGGGACAUUGUGGAAGAGGAGGAGCGUGCCCUUCGUGGCACCAGGAACGAUGUUCUUGAUGUUAUGGAUGAUAAUCGUUUUGAGUUCACCCCCAAAACAACCUUUGAUGAGUUUCUGGCUGCCGUCAAGAAUGAUCGGCGGACUGCUAACAUUGAUCGUGACAUUCUCACGCUAAUUUUUGAACGGCUCCGAGAAAAGAAGGCAAAACGAUCCGAUGACGAUAAGCAAUCUGAACGUCAGCAGCGACGCGCUUUUGACGACUUGCGUUCUUACAUCAAGCAUAUGGAUCCCCCCGUCCUGCCAGAUGAUACAUGGGAAAAGGUACGGCCUCGAAUUGUGCGAGCCCCUGAAUUCCAAGCAGUUACCUCGGAGGACUCCCGGCGUGGCGCCUUCGAGAAGGUGCUCCGUCGUGUACAAGAUCGGGCGGAGGAAGAUAGGGACCGUCCUAAGCGUCGGGAGCGAUCUCCCGAUCGUGGUACGUACAGAGAGAAAGACAGAGGAGACAGAUCUCACCGCAGCGACCGCACACGUCCGUCACGCCAUAGUCGCAGUCCCGAACCAGAUGCGUACGAAGCCGACCGUCGCAAGGCGAUUGCAGAACGGGAGAAGAACUAUCAUUAUCGAUCCCGACGCGACGAUUAUGCUCGCGAGCGACGUGAUCGCGAGGAGGAACGCGAGCGAUUAUACCGUCGCCGUGUUGAGCGCGGACCUGUUGACGAACUGCCUUAUGGCGACGAGCGACCCUCGUCUGCGCGCCGCCGUAGAGAGGAUGACGAUGACUACGACCGUCGAGACUCGAGAGACUCCAAGCGACUCAAACGAGAACGCACUCCUCGUGAGCGUUCACCACCACGUGAGGCUCGUCACAAAACACGAACGCCACCACCCACUGUCCCUCCUCCUAAGGAAGAUCCUGGCGUACACUCCGGUAGUGAGGAGGGCGAGAUCGAGGAAGACUAG
Messenger RNA from Neoarthrinium moseri, 2478 nucleotides. RefSeq lists its product as uncharacterized. Bases 1 to 2478 code for a protein of 825 amino acids. The transcript has 7 exons. Gene Ontology annotation, biological process: mRNA cis splicing, via spliceosome. Gene Ontology annotation, cellular component: U1 snRNP; U2-type prespliceosome. The record is from RefSeq and is a predicted model, not a curated record. Gene Ontology annotation, molecular function: RNA binding; protein binding. NCBI's taxonomy places the organism in Eukaryota, Fungi, Ascomycota, Sordariomycetes, Amphisphaeriales, Apiosporaceae.